Empidonax traillii (willow flycatcher) is the source of this 6587-nucleotide messenger RNA. It is a transcript of the gene QKI, whose product is annotated as QKI, KH domain containing RNA binding. The transcript has 8 exons. The coding region runs from base 603 to 1610 and encodes 335 amino acids. Gene Ontology annotation, cellular component: nucleus. Gene Ontology annotation, molecular function: mRNA binding. The record is from RefSeq and is a predicted model, not a curated record. NCBI's taxonomy places the organism in Eukaryota, Metazoa, Chordata, Aves, Passeriformes, Tyrannidae. Gene Ontology annotation, biological process: regulation of mRNA splicing, via spliceosome.
GCGCAGCGCGGCGGCAACAACAGCAGCAGCAGCGGCGGCGGCAGCAACAGCGGGGAGACACCGGCGGCGGCUCCUCGGAAGCGGCAGCCGCGCCAGCAGCGCCCGCCCGCCCCGCGCGUCCCCUCCCUCCCUCCCCCGCCGCGGAGACAGGGGGCAGCGCCGAGAGGAGAACCGGGCUCAGCGUGUGUGUGCGCGGGAGGAGGAGGAGGAGGAAGAGGAGGGGGGACACACCGAGGACUGCGCCGGCCGAGGGCGCACGGAGCAGGGAAGCAGCGGCGGCGGCACCGAGAGGCGGCGGCGGGUCCUUGUACCCGGAGAGGAGGGCGCAGCCCGCACGGGGGUUUCUACCGAGUUUCCUCUUUUUUUUUUUUUUUUUUUUCCUCCCCUCCCUCGGUCCCUGGGACUCAGCGGCGGGUCUGCGUUUGUCUCCGGAUUUAAAUCCUCCUCCUUCUCCUCCUUCCUCGGGGAAGCUCCCCUCCCCGCCCCCUCCCCUCCCCCACCGCCUCCCUGCCCGCCCGGAUCCAGCCGGGCGCCCCGUGCCGCGGUCGCGUUGCUCGGCGGAGCUGCUGCGGGCGCUCGCCGUCUCUGCGCGGGCUUGGAAUAUGGUUGGGGAAAUGGAAACCAAGGAGAAGCCGAAGCCGAGCCCCGAUUACCUGAUGCAGCUGAUGAACGACAAGAAGCUGAUGAGCAGCCUCCCCAACUUCUGCGGGAUCUUCAACCACCUCGAGAGGCUGCUGGACGAAGAAAUUAGCAGAGUACGGAAAGACAUGUAUAACGACACAUUAAAUGGUAGUACGGAGAAGAGAAGUGCAGAAUUACCAGAUGCUGUGGGACCUAUUGUACAGUUACAAGAGAAACUAUAUGUGCCUGUAAAAGAAUAUCCAGAUUUUAACUUUGUUGGAAGAAUCCUUGGGCCCAGAGGACUAACAGCUAAACAACUUGAGGCAGAAACAGGAUGCAAGAUAAUGGUCCGAGGGAAGGGCUCAAUGAGGGACAAGAAGAAGGUCUUCUUUAAGAGCAGAGACAGCCAUGAUCCAGCAGUUUUGGAGGUAGAGGAAGAACAGAACCGAGGCAAGCCCAACUGGGAACACCUGAAUGAAGAUUUACAUGUACUUAUCACUGUGGAGGAUGCUCAGAACAGAGCAGAAAUAAAACUGAAGAGGGCUGUUGAAGAAGUAAAAAAGUUACUGAUACCUGCAGCAGAAGGAGAAGACAGCCUUAAAAAGAUGCAGCUGAUGGAGCUUGCAAUUCUGAAUGGCACCUACAGAGAUGCCAACAUCAAAUCACCAGCCCUUGCCUUUUCUCUUGCAGCAACAGCCCAGGCUCCAAGGAUUAUUACUGGGCCUGCGCCUGUUCUCCCACCAGCUGCCCUGCGUACCCCUACGCCAGCUGGCCCUACCAUAAUGCCUUUGAUCAGACAAAUACAAACCGCUGUCAUGCCAAACGGAACUCCUCAUCCCACUGCUGCAAUAGUUCCACCUGGACCCGAAGCCGGUUUAAUUUACACACCAUAUGAAUACCCCUACACGCUGGCACCAGCUACAUCAAUCCUUGAGUAUCCUAUUGAACCUAGUGGUGUAUUAGGUAUGGCUUUCCCAACGAAAGGCUAAGAAUUCAAGAACGGUCUUAACUGAUCCUUCAUCAGAUCUGAAUUUUAACAAAUGCUUAGUUUCAGCAGCCUUGAAAAAAGCUUGGCCUAGCAGUCAGUGACUUACUUGCACUUUUUUGCACAUAGAUUUAAAAUAAAAUAGUGCUAUUAAUUUGGAUUAGGUCCUAUUAUUACAGAGUAGCUGUAAUUUAUGGGUGUAUAGUAGUAUACUGACUGCUAAGUGUUCUAUAUAGUGUUUGCUUUACUAAUCACCUAAUUCAUUGCAGUUCAUACUUAUUGACUUAAAGGUUAAAAAUCACAAUUGUAGGCUUGAAGAAUUGCUUUAAAACUUUUUUUUUUUUGUGGUAGAACUGGAAGUGAUCUUAAGGUUAGCAAAUAAUUGUCAGUAUUAAAAGAUGGCAUUAUUUAAAAUAGUCCUGCUGCAAGAAAGGCACUUCAGUGAAUAUGUGACUAGUAAAGCUUAAAUGUGCUUGGGUCUAAUAGAUUUCAUGAAAUACUGUAAUUUUGGGAUUGUAAAUGAAUGGAUUAAACAGGUUAAGGCCAGGAUGUUUAAAAUAAAUGCAAUAUUAAUCUGCACAGAUAAACUUCUUUUUAAGAUUAAGAUUUGAAACUACUGUGCCUUAACUUGUUGCUUUUCUUAAAAUGAACUUCUGUAGUUAAUGAUCAUUUAAAUCCAUUUUGAUAAACCUGCUGUUAAUGUUUUCUGUGAAUGUUUUCUAACUUUGUCUUGGUAAUUGCAAUUUAACUAGGUGCGGUGGCUACUAAAGUUCGAAGGCACGAUAUGCGUGUCCAUCCUUACCAAAGGAUUGUGACCGCAGACCGAGGUUAGUUUAGUUCUGCAGUUCUUGUUUGUAAGAAGUGCUUUGAGUGUACAUGAGAUUUGCAACACCACAGCUGGUUAACCAAAUACCCUAUUUUGACCCAUUCAUUAUUUUUCUCCAAAAUCUGAACAGUUAAUAUUUUAAAGCUUUGGGAAUGCUGGCGGUUUUUAAAAAAAAAUAAAAAAUAAAAAAAUUGUAAACUUGGCUUUCCCAGCUAAAUUAAAUAUAUAUACUUUGAUAUAUUUAAUAGAAAUGCUAUAGCUGAUACAGUUUUAAAAAUGAAAGAUCCAUCUGCAUCAGAAAACGCUAUGAAAUCAGUGCUGCAAUACUUAAUUUGGUCAUGUUCCCUUCCUCCUUCCCCGUCUCCCCCCAAUUCGUUCUUUUUAUUGGUAUGGAAAUAUCAGAUUGGUGUUGCAAAAUAAAAUGAAUGGAUGGUUGCUUAAUGAGAAAGAAGUAAAGGAAUAAAUGCCUCCUGUCUGUGUCUGGAGAAAUCUGAAGAUUUAGAUUCCUUUAUUUUCCAAUAAACUUUUGAGCCACUGUACUGUAUAUUAUGAGGAGGAUGCAUGUUCUCAGAUACCUAACUGAAUUCAGAAAGGUAAGGGCUGUGAAGAUAACUUCAAAAGUUGUUUGAAUUAGUAAGGGUAGGAGAAGGGAGGGUGUUUUGGUGUUUUUGGUGGUUUUUUUUUUGUUGUUGUAGGGUUGUUUUUUUUUUCCAAAAUCUAUUUCUUGGUAUUUUCCUUUUGCUGCUAAAAUGUGUAACCUGAAGGAGAAGCAACUUUUGAAGUCCUGUUGGUGAGAUGACAUCCAGUAUUUGGGCAUCUCUCUUUAACUCUUAAAUGGAAAGUAAAUCUUCAUUUUUCUCCUGUUCCUCAAGUGUCAUGCCUUUGGACCCCUGAAUGAAGUAUUUAAGCUUAUUGAGAAAACUGAUAUUUUCGGUUUAUUGACAUUGACUAGGAAGUAGUGUGAGGGAUGAAUUCUUACCCCAUCCCUGCUGUGGGUUUCGGCAAGUAAUGUAAUCUCUCUGUGUAUGUUUUCCCAUGAGUAAAAUAAGGAUAAUAAUACUUCCCUACCUCACAGGGGUGUUGUGGGGGUUCUUGCUUUGUACAGGGCUUUGAGGAUGCAAAGCAUUACGUGCCAAGUAUUAUUAUUCUGCUCUCAUCCAAAUCAAUGUUGUGCAGGUUUCCAUGAUACUGUAAUAUUCAAAAGUCAAAUUCCAGUAACAAAUCUGACAUCUCCUAACAUUGACUACACUUCACUUCUCACAACCUUCCAUAAAUUGGCUUCAGGAAAAAAUACAGAUUUUGGUCAAUUCAGUAAAAGGGGCCCUCCUGGAUAUUUGCUGUAUUUAUGUAACACUUUCAUAUGAUCUUAGUCUUUACAGAAAGUGUAAAGCUGAUAAAAGACACUACUUUAGAUUUCUAUAAGAUUGUUUAUAUCACUGCACACUAUUUGCAGCCCAUUGGCUUGUUCUCAUUUCUUGAGAACUCUUCAGUCGGGCAACAGGGUAUAAUCAGUAGAAAAUCAUAGCCCAUGUUUACAAAAAAAAAAAAGAGGGUAAAAAAAGAAACAGGCUUUAAUAUUUUCUAAUUUUUUCUAUCACAUUCAAGAGAAACAGUUAGUAAGGUUGUCUUUCAAGGUUUGACCUAAUGUUGCAGAAAUCAUUUUUUCCUCAUGGUCUUUCAUGAUCUGCAGUGGUAGUUUCAGGUGACAGGUGAGGAUACUUUUUUGUUUCAUUAGAUAUUUGCCUGAGAUAGCUAGUAAAUAUAGAUAAUAACAGGCUUGGGGGGAAGUUAGGGAUUGCUGUCAGGGAGAAGAUACCAAUUUGUAGUUUUAAGUUCAUCAUUUUAAUGUUUACUGAACAUAAAUUUUAAAUACUUUUUGAAGGGCCUAGAUGUUUUAUCUGGGUCAUAUAAAAGUAAUUGAAAUUAAUUAUUGGUAUCAUUUCACCUUCUUUUAAAAUACAGCCUUUUUCUGACAGAACAGCAUUUAUCUCUAGCAAAGUGGAAACACACUGUGUUAAGUAGAUAAAUAAAUAUCUUACCUCCUGUUGAAUGAGUCAUGCAUACAUCUCUCUUAUGAAAACCAUAUCGAUAUUUCAGGAGAGCCGUAUUUGAAAGUCUUACCUAAGUAAUGUCAGUGUGUAUUGAGAAACACAAAGUUAAUUUUACAACCAAACUUCAUUGUAUUUUGAAUUUGAAAUCCAAGGUUGCCACUGCACAGAUUUAAAAGUUUCACUAAAUGUUUUGGAGAGAACUUUGUUCAGCAAUAAAAAUUUCCAUAUUGUAGAAUUAAAAUGCUAUCAGUAUUUACCAUAUUCACCUAUUUGAUUGUUCUGUCACCAAGAUAAUUCUAUAGCUAUGGCCUAUGAAAAACAAUGUCAGCAAACCGAAAUACUUUUUUUUUUUUCAAUGAGGAAAAUUUUUUUAUAUAGUUAAAUAUCACUAAAUCUAGUUUUGCAUUCAUUGGGUCUAAAGUUGGGGUUUUUUUAAUUCUAAUUUGACUUUCAGAUGACUUUGUUGUACUACUGCAUUCACUUUUUAAGUAGUUUUUUAUUCGUUGCAUAAUUUUGUUGUUUUGUUGGUUUUGUUUUGGUUUUUGGUUUUUUGUUUGUUUUUGUUUUUUCCAGAAAUAAGCACUGCAUUUAAAGCAAGACUCCCCAAAUGUGUAAAUGUUUUACAACUAAGCAUUUAGAAUUGGUGAAGGGUUGGAAAAUAUAGCUCAUUUUAACUCAGAAUAAACUCCCAAUUUAUAAAUAAUACAAAAUUGAAUUUGAUGCAUAUAACAGAGAGACUGACUGAUUUAAUUGUAAUAAACUGUAAAUGGUGUUGCACAGUUGACAAACCUGUGUGUACUGUAGAAGGCCAGAGACUUGGCAGAGGAUGUAUCACAGGUGUACUGGUAUUUUUUAAAAGUAGCUUGCUUUGAUUUUAAACUCCACAAGAAAUAAUAAUGCUGAGAAUUUUCUUGAAUUUAUCCAAAUCAAUUGUCACAUAAUUUAUGUAUAAAUUUUAAUACCAUUUAAUCAAAAUUGUAAUCAGUAUCAAUAUGCUUUAAGAAUCUGUUUCUAGUAUACCUGUGAAGUGGUAAGAUUGUGCCACAUGACAUUUUUUUUUUUUUCUUUUUGAAACGGCUGUUUUAAUUUAAACAAAUCCCGCUAAGCAUGAUUCUUAAAAAAAAAAUUCAGGGAGUUGUGUUUUGGUCUCAUUUAUGUUACAGUAGUAGUUUUUGGUAGUGUUAUGAACUGUAUCCUAAAUGAUAGGCCAUUUUUAUUAUGUGAAAGUAAAUGAACCCACAUGAAAGAUUGCUAAAUCAGUGGUAUCUGUGAAUAUUACACCUACUGGACUUCAUUUUAUAUAAUGGCACAAAUCUGACUUUGCACUGAAUACCUUUCUCACUUUCAUCUCCUCUGCCUUAGUCAAAAUGGCAACAGUACAAAAACUUUUAUCAACCUCAGAAUUUAUUAGCUAUAAUUAAGCUGUUGAAUGAGUCUUAAAAAAAAAAUCAUACUACUGUUAAGUGGACCAAGUUUGGUGAAGGAGAAUGCGAGAGAAUGAUUAAAGAAGGAAUAGCUCAAGAACAUUGGGAAUGAUAACUUUCCACUUGAGAACUUUUUUAUGUUUUACUGUAAUUUGUUUGUGUUUUGGGGUUUUAUUUUUUGUUUUGUUGGGGUUUUGUUUUUUGGGGGGGGUUUUUUUUGCAAAAGAAAAUAGUAUUUACAGGUGGCUUCUUUUAAAAUAUAAAAAUAUAAAGCAGGAAUGUAUAUGAAAUGUCAGAUUUUAUUGUAUUUGCAGAGUAUUAGCUUUGAAAAUGAAUAAAGAGAGCUGUUUGUAGUUUUAAAAUGCCUUAUUAGUAUCAAUUAGAUAUUUUCUCUAUUUUUUCAUGUACUUAGAGCUUUUUAAGUAUAGACUUUAAAAUGGCAGGACUUUUACAGUGUUUACAUGCAAGUGCAUUUUAUAAGUGUCCUAUAUGUGUAAAAUAGUAUUUCAAACAGGAAAAUGCUGGCUAUAGUAGCAGGCUGAGCGUUUUCCUGGUUCCCACGAUGAUGCCUACGUUGCUAGACUACAGUUUAGUACUGCUUUGUAUCAUGAGGCCAAGAAAUUCCAUGUUGUUUGUAAAUAGAAUAAAUGAAAGGCAAUAAAAAAUUUAUUGAACAAAAA